Messenger RNA from Pelobates cultripes (western spadefoot toad), 584 nucleotides. The record is from the annotation of a GenBank genome assembly. NCBI's taxonomy places the organism in Eukaryota, Metazoa, Chordata, Amphibia, Anura, Pelobatidae.
GAUCCUCUCAAUUUUACAUAACAUAUAGAAUUAUACUGCAGGGCAUUUCAACCCAAACGCCCAAAACUAUGGCACAAUAUCGUAUAGUGUAAUUAAAAAUAUAUUAAGAUGUAUGAAAAUGACAUAAAAGUUUAAAAUACAAAACAUUUCCUAUAGUGCAAAAUUAUAAAUAACAUUUCUAUAUAUCAUAGGUUUUCUAGUGUUCAUUAUUCAACUAUCCAGAAUGACUGCAAUAAACCUUAUCACUGCUCAUUAUAGUGUAGACACUUAUAACCUAGAGAUUUUUUCACAUGUAUUGUAUCGAAAUGUCCACUUUCCUAGCUAAUGUAACAAAUUGUAACUCUAAUAAAGAGAUGAAUGUAUCCUGUUCUGCCUUUAAGGAUUUUGAAUCCGUUUGCCCGGUAAAGCAUAAAACCGCCAGCAACGGUCAUAGCACCUAUCUUGAAAAAGUCCUCAGUAGUAGGACGAAACGCGUUGAUGAGGUGCUAGGAGGACUUUGCUGCAUAUCCUCUGUGGAUCAAGCUCGAGGAAGAAGCCGUUUUUAUCAACAGCAGUUCCCUACAGAAACAUCUUCGGACAACUAA